CUGGAGACACGGACAGCAAUCUGUGCAGUGGACAGACUGCUUUGAAACAGAAUAGAACACAUUGUGGGCAUAUGAUAGAAAGCCCUAAAAAAUCAAGUUGUCAGUAAUGCAGAUGUAGAAUAUUUACACCAUAUCCCGCUAUUUUUUUUUUCCUUUUUUUUUUGGUUUUUGUUCAACAUGAUUGAAACGCUCAUAUCAGGGAACUUAUCAGAGACUGGGAAAAAUUCUUUCCCAACUCUUUCUAGAAUUUCGGAUAAUGAUGUUGACAGCAUCUGGACAAAUGUGUCAGCAUUUGUUGAACGUCAGAUGUCCUUUCAGAAGGGUGUCAGUAUUCCAGGACUGGGGACCUUUACUUUCUCACAGCAAACGCUCGAUGUGGGAAAUAGAAUCAUUUUAAUUCAGAGACCCAUAUUUCUGAUUUCUGAAAAAUUUGCACAAACUCAUGGGCUAAAGCAAACCAAACUGUUCUCUGCAGGUGACGUCCCCGUGGUCCAGCUGAACUUCACAUCUCUGUCCCUGGAGAGCCCUUUCGAUCGGGACACGGUGGAAGGCUGUGUGCGGGAGACACUUCUGCUCCUGUCCCGCUCCGUCGCCCUCAAGCGGAAUGUCCUGUUUGCUUUCCACAGCAUCGGAGUCAUCUCUAUCCGGGAGGGCAAAGUCAAGAUGAAGUUUUACCGGGACUUUCUGAACUCCAUGGACGGUAGCGGCAGCUUGGUCAAAGCUCUUUCAAACAGACCAGGGACCUGUGAUUCUGUGUUAACAGCGAGGGAGUCACAGGCACGGCCAGUCACAAGCAACACAGUCCUGCUUCCAAGAAUUCAUUCCAGGCACCUGGGAAUGGAGACAGUUCCAGAAGAGAGGAAAGAGACGACCAGAGGAGAGGAAGGAGAGGAAGGAGAGGUGACAGGAGAGCCCCCCAGCAACAGACAGCUGCUCUCCAGGCAGACAUUGACACCGGCAAAAGUGACUAGGAUCAGUGUGCCUGAUGAUCUGGAGAGAAGCAUAAAGAACACAGCCCCAGUGGAAAGGCUGAUCUCUCCAGUCCCACCUCCUGCAGUCAAUGACACAAAACAGCAGGGGAGCACACCCCCCCCAUUGAAACGAGCAGUGAGCUCCCCAGUCACUGCCUGUGCUGACCACUGCAGAGCAGGACAGGAGCUGUGCUACCUGUGCAUGCAGAGAGCCCGGAGGAAUGUGCCAGUGUACUUCCACGAGGAGAGGAAGCGCCAGCAAGAGGAUGAAGAGAGAGUGCUGAUGCAGUACCAGCAACUAAAAGACCAGGCUUACCUAGAUAAGAAACAGAAUGACAUGCUGGCCGCAAGAGAAAACAAUAAGAAGAGUGCAGCCUACAACUUGGGAGUCUCUGAAGCGAUCAAAGCCAGUAAAACUACAAAAUCCACAUUCAGUAGCUCCUAUAUCUUUCCUAAGAGGCCCAGGACACCGUGCCGCUUCCCCAGACAGGAGGAGUACAAGCAGAGCCUGUCGCUGCAAGUAGGGGCGAAAAAGGAGAAAGAGGCCAAGAGUAAACAAGACCAAGAGUUUCUGGAUCGACUCGAACUGACACAGCUAGCUGAGGAUCUAGCAGCCCAAACAGAGCAGCAUUUAAGGAAUAAAGCUGAAAAAACCAUGAACUACCAAAAGGCAUUGGAUGCUCAGGUGAAGACAAGAGCUCAUGGUUUGCCCUCUAUUGAGCCAAACUCGGAGGAUCCUGUCUUUGGCAACACCGUUGGGACAUAUGACAAGCUGCUGGAGCAGAGGCGGCGUGCCCACGAGCUUUACCGGUACCAGCUGGAGGUGUCUGCCAAGAAGAGGAAGGAUGCCCUGCUUAACCGCAUUGUGGAGCAGAAGAAAGAGCAGGACAUACUUGAGAGAAACAGGAAGGAACUGAUCGUAGAUCGCGUCGCUCACUAUGACAAGCUGCGCAGCUGGCGUGCCUCACUGGAGGAGACGUGGGCCAAGACUGCUGAGGCCAAGCGGCAACGAGGUUUGGAGGAGGAGCAGUUCAGAAAGUCUGGUAGCCAUCUGUUAUUGGAGCAAUGUCAAAAAUACGGACGCUGCUAUAGGUGCAAACGCCGCACAACCAACUGUGGAGAAUCCAAUAUCUGGAUGGAAUCCAGAUACAUCCCAGGAUCACGGUUAAUGAUUUAAAACAAUUCUAAUAAUAAAUAACCCCUUCCCCCUUUAUUAGUUUCUGAUGAUUCAUACCAACCUAAUGUUUUGUGUUAAUCUUGAUCAUUAUUUUUAUUAGUGUUGAUUUGUUGGUUAAAUUCAAGGGCUUUAAUUUUUUAUUUCUGGUUAGCUUUUUUUGUUUAAAAAAAUGUAUGUCAUUAUUUUGGUGCUCAAGAAAAUAGCUGGGCUGACACUUUUUUCAGAUUAUGAUCAAUGUUUAAUGAAUCAGUUUCUAUAAUUAUCCCACUGAGUCAGGAUGAUUUUGAGGAGAAAAUAUACUGCUGUUUGCGUAGUGAACUGGUGUCAUUGAACUAAUGUUAAAAGACAAUAAAUGUGACUAAAA
Molecule: messenger RNA, 2512 nt
Organism: Acipenser ruthenus (sterlet)
Lineage: Eukaryota; Metazoa; Chordata; Actinopteri; Acipenseriformes; Acipenseridae
Product: coiled-coil domain-containing protein 81-like
Exons: 15
Coding region: 178-2148 (656 amino acids)
Cellular component (GO): centrosome
Source: RefSeq, a predicted model, not a curated record